AUGGAUUCCAGAAACCAACCCAUCCAACUGGUACACACAGAUGAAUCUGGGCAACUGCAACUAAAUGAAUCUGCUGUACAGACCUGUUUUCUGGAUGGAGAGAUAUCAGAUUACCCUCUGUGUCUAAUAUGUGUGAUCGGAGAGAAACGUCGGGGCAAAUCCUUCCUCAUGAACUACAUACUCAGGGCUCUGUCCUGCCAGGAGAACGGUCAUCCACUCAGUCUGGGGGAAGAUGAUGAUCCUCUCAGUGGAUUUGAGUGGAGACAUGGAGACAGCAGCACAACCAAGGGGAUCUGGAUCUGGAGCAAGCCCUUCAUUAUAGAGCGUAACAAAGAAAAGAUGGCCGUGUUUGUCCUGGAUACAGAGGGAUCCCUGGAUAUUCGAAGUCCAAGAGACAUUUGCUUGAAGUUGUCUGCCUUAUCCAUGAUCCUCAGUUCCUACCUGAUUUUCAAUGUGAACUCAAAUUUGAAAACAACAGAAAUGGACUAUCUUGAGAUGUAUCUAGAUGUUGCUCAGUAUAUUGGAAGAUCGUUUGAUCUGCUGGCCUUACAGCACCUCGAUAUCCUGAUACGUGACUGGCAGGAUUUUAAGAACUGUGGAAAAGAAGACGCCCGAGCUUAUAUAUUUCAAGAGACUGAGAAGCUGCUAAAUGGAUCUUCGUACAGAUUGGUGUCAGAGACCCUGAGAGGCCCAUUAGCAGACUGCUCGCUCCUGCCCAACCCAGGGAGAGGUCUCCUGGUUGAUAGUCAAGGGAAGUUAUCAGAUAUGGAAGAGGAUUUCAGGAAUCUUCUAACAACCUACAUAUUCACCCUGGUGGGAGACAUUUGGUUGCACAAAAAAACCAACAGACAAAGGGAAAAUGUGACGUGUGCUCAACUGGUAAAAAUAUUAAAGAGAGUUGUAAACGUUUUGCAGAGUGCACCAUACAGCUUUGCCUCCCCAUUGCAGAUGUAUCGUGCCUUUGAAAAUCAAAAAAAAAUUGAAUCAUUAAAGAAGAACUUCCGAACUUUUAAACAGUCAAUAGAAGCAGAUUCUCUAAUCACGGAACAGAAUGUGAGUCCAGCUCAAAUGGAGACCAGCAUCAGUGAUAAGGCAGACGAACUCCUACAGAGAUCUAGGCAAUUCUUUAAAGGGGAUGAUGCCCAAGAAAAAGAAAGGCUUUUAAAUGAACUGGAAUCCUACUUACUAGAAGAGCAGCAAGAGUUUUGUGAAGCCUACUCCAAGAGAUUCUUUGAUUUUAAAAAUCGGAAAAGCAUGCAGGACACUAAGAGAAGGUUCCUGAAUUUUCUAGAGCAUAAGGAACCAGAAACUCGGCAUUUCAUUUUGAACAAUUCAAGCCCUUCUACAAUACAGAGCGAGAUACUUGUGGAAGUCGAUCAAUUAAUUGAUAUUUAUAGAGAAUCCCUUGAGGCCGUUGAUGACCAACAGAAGCAACUGCUCGUCAAUAAAAUGGAAUGUCACUGCUUGCAAGAGAAAAAUGCCUUCUGGAAGGAUUACUGCAAGAAAGAAGAAAUUGUAUCAUCUCCGUUGAACAUGUUGAUGUUGAUGCCAUUUUUAAUGGCGUCCCAGAUAAAGAAAACUGCUGAAAAGCACCUGGAUGAAUUUAAAUUGUCACUUGAGGACAUUGAUAUCCAAGAGCAGGAGAUUUUUGUGGAUGAGCUGAAAUCAUACUUGAAGAAUAAGGAGGAGGAGUUUUGUAGAGAGUACUCCAACAUCUAUACCAAAACAUCAAUGCAGUUGUUCGCUAGUGGAGCUCUCAUAGGGUUCAUAGGCAAGAGCACAUUUGGAAAGGCGUCUAAUGGGCAAGACAGAUAUCUGGUUAAAACAGAAGAGCACCCUAAUAUUGAUGAACCCUUGAAAAGUAGGUGGCGGGAGGAAAGGAAUGAAUAUGGACAGCUUCAGUAUGCGAGCAGAGGAUGCCGUAGCUCGGCCAGGGGCAUCAAAGACAACCCGAAGUUCACGGAUGAAGGCACUGGCAUCGUCAAUCAAAUGAUCCUUGACGCCGGCGCCCGAUUUUGA
This is a messenger RNA of Xenopus laevis (African clawed frog), 2019 nucleotides long. RefSeq names its product RING finger protein 112 (gene rnf112.3.S). Bases 1 to 2019 code for a protein of 672 amino acids. The transcript has 17 exons. NCBI's taxonomy places the organism in Eukaryota, Metazoa, Chordata, Amphibia, Anura, Pipidae. The record is from RefSeq and is a predicted model, not a curated record.